GGAAAUUCGAUGAUUGUGCCGUAUAACUUUGGAUGAAAAUGAAAAGAGGCAGCGGAUUCAAGAAUAGUGAAGAAUUCCAAAUCCAUUUCCCCAUCAUAUAUAUCUCUACGUCGAAAGGCAACCACUAAAAUUACACACACAAUACUUAUACGAAAAAAGGGAAAAGAAUUUCAAGAAAUUAGUGAAGAAACGCACACACAUCAGCAAUAGCGUAGCGCUGCCCCUUCUCUCUUUCAAGUUUCAUAUCUGCUGCUGACUACUCUCUCUCUCCCUCACUUGGGUUUUUAUUUUCUCUUUCAAGAAUCGCUCUCCUCGAUCGACCCAGUCUUUGACAAUCUUGGAUAAGAUGGGAAGUAAUGGUGGAGAGCACAUAAAGAUUUCUGGAAGGGAUGCAGCUGAAUGUUCUCAAACCACUGUUCUGAUCAAGAUCAAGACAUUAGAUUCUCAAACUUUCACUCUGCGAGUGGAUAAAUGCGUGCCUGUUCCAGAACUGAAGGAACAGAUUGCUUCUGUAACUGGUGUCCUGUCGGAGCAACAACGCCUUAUAUGCCGUGGAAAAGUUUUGAAGGAUGACCAGCUCCUCUCAGCUUAUCAUGUGGAAGAUGGGCACACUCUGCAUCUUGUUGUGAGACAACCCAUUGCUACCUCAGCAGAGCAAUCAGAUCAGCAAGCAACCGAUCCAACUUCAAGUACAGGGCAAAACGCAGGUGGUCGGAUAAGCCCUGGGAUGGUGGUCGGAACCUUCAAUAUAUCAGAGCAGGGAGAUGGAGCUUUCCCUGAUCUAAAUCGGAUUGUUUCUGCUGUUCUUAAUUCUUUUGGUGUUACAAGAUUUGGAAGUGGCGCUGAAGGAAUUGAUCUAAAUCAACCUCCAUUGGAACGUCUCUCAACUGCAUCUGGACUCAGUGGUACCAGAAAUUCUAGCAGACCACAAUCUGACCAAGCAGCUUCAGUUGCUAUUCCUGUGGAACCUCUGCAGCCACCGGUUAUACCCGAUUCAUUGACAACUUUGUUACAGUACUUGAGCCAUUUGAGACAAGAAUUUCCUGCAUACGGCCAAAGUGCAAAUGCUCAAAGUGGGAGGGAUGGGCAAGAUUUAGAAUCUGCUGUGCAUUCUAGUGAGACAAGAGGGCUUCUGAAUCCUGAAUCAUUGGCCGAGGUGAUGUCAUCUGCCAGACAACUUCUCCUUGAACAAGCCGCUGAGUGCUUGUUGCAACUUUCAGGACAACUUGAAUCUCAUUCGAGUGUGACGGAUUCGUUGGAGCGGUCAAGAAUUCAAUCUAAUGCUAUAAGAUCAGGAGCUCUUUUUCAAAAUUUGGGUGCUUUGCUGCUAGAGCUUGGUAGGGCUAUGAUGACCCUGCGAAUGGGUCAGUCGGUGGCUGAUGCAUUGGUGAAUGCUGGACCAUCGGUCUUCAUAUCUUCAACUGGGCCGAAUCCUAUCAUGGUUCAGCCUCUGCCUUUCCAACCAGGGGCAAGUUUUGGCUCAGUUCCUGUGGGUACUGUUCAACAUGGCUCUGGUGUAGCUGGAAGUUCUGCUGCUACAGGUUUCCUGCCCAGAAAUAUUGACAUCAGAAUACGAGCAGGAUCAUUAUUUCCUCGAAGAGAGCCUGCUGCUUCGCCGUCUCAAGGGCAAACUGGUACACCAUCAUCUAAUAGUGCAAGUCCCAGUCAACAACAAGAUGCUGCAACGGUUGAACCAAGCUCACGCAAUAGGGAACCACAACUGAGGGCCGUUCCCAUUAGAACUGUAGUUGCUGCAGUUCCUGCCUCUGUUGGGCGUAGUGCAGAUUCAUCUCGUGGUUCAAUAGGGAUCCUAUAUCCAGUUUUGGCUAGAGUUCAACAUCUAUCUUCAGGAAGCUCAAAUAAUGCAAGAUCUUCUCAAGCAUCAGAUCAAAAUCAUGAUCAUAAUGGUAAUACCGAACUACCUGUUCCUGGUUCUUCAACACAACAGCAACAUGUUCCGGUCCUGGGAGGAAAUGGCAGCGACAGUUUACCUUCUGAAGCACUUAAUGAUCAAGGAUUCUCUGCCCAGGUCAGAGGACUCGAGCAACUGCUAAGUAGUAUAUUUCCAGGGGGUCAGAUCCUCAGUGAAAGUACCGAGCUCCCACAUUCAGCUUCUGCUCCAAGUCAUGCUGAAGCUGCUCAAGGUACUCACAAUUCUCAGGAAUCAGCAUCAGCUGUGAGUGAAGAAGGGGUACUUUUAUCUAAUAUUCUACGCCAGAUAAUGCCGAUGCUCUCCGAGAACACCGGAGCUGAGGAUAACAGGACAUCCACUGAAGGAGCAAAUUCAGAUGAAACACAGGUUGAUGACAACAGAGAUCAGGGUUCUUCUCGUCGCAGGAGAGGCUCUCAGUCGCAAGCAAAUCCAAAACGUCAGAGGAGGGAGUGAGCUCUGCAGAGUAACAUUGAAUCUGUUAGCGGAAGAGUCCUCAUGAUGGCUGAGUUUACUCCAGCGAAAACGACUUCUGCUGGCAGCUAACGUUAUAUGAUAAGAGAGUCGAACAGAGGCGUACAUAAUUUCCUUUUUUUUUGGGUUUUCUUUUUGGCUGAAUAUCAUUUUUCUAUUAUUGGGUGAUCCUCCUCGACUUCGUUAAGUAAUGCUAUUCUUUAUUCAUUAGCGUAGAGAUAGAGAGAGAGAGAUGGAGAGAGAGGGCAUGGAGAAGUGAAGAUGGUAUUCUGAUGGUCAUGGUUGCAAAUAAUGUACAAGUUGACAAUCCUUCUUAUCUUGUUAUUUAUAUGAGUGCCCAAGGCUAUGCUGCCUAGACAACCACUUUUCGUUAUUUAUAUAUUUACUUACAAAUUGAGUUGCA
This is a messenger RNA of Salvia miltiorrhiza (redroot sage), 2807 nucleotides long. RefSeq names its product ubiquitin-like domain-containing protein CIP73. The coding region runs from base 347 to 2386 and encodes 679 amino acids. The record is from RefSeq and is a predicted model, not a curated record. The transcript has 16 exons. Gene Ontology annotation, molecular function: misfolded protein binding; polyubiquitin modification-dependent protein binding. Gene Ontology annotation, cellular component: BAT3 complex. Lineage: Eukaryota; Viridiplantae; Streptophyta; Magnoliopsida; Lamiales; Lamiaceae.